This is a messenger RNA of Salvelinus sp. IW2-2015, 4295 nucleotides long. RefSeq names its product ELMO/CED-12 domain containing 3 (gene elmod3). The record is from RefSeq and is a predicted model, not a curated record. Lineage: Eukaryota; Metazoa; Chordata; Actinopteri; Salmoniformes; Salmonidae.
ACAAUUCCCAGAAUGCACUUGAAGUUAACUGUGGAAAGGGGGAAGGGAAACUGAGAUUGGAGGGAGUGAAACUGAGAUAUCCAUGACAACCAGUUUGACAUAGCAUGGCAUGAGUGCCCCCUAUUGGUUAGAUCCUGUCAAGGAGAAGGCCCACUCCAACUCUGCAAGGCUUCAAGACUCGCCCCACCUGGGUUUGAACAUUGUUACAUCGUGGAUGUGAGGUGCCAACAUUGAGUGUCAAAGCAAUGAAGCGGCUGGGAAAGAAAGAGGCCAUACCAGACCAGCAGUGUCCAUACCCAGCCCUGCAGCCCCUCUAAUGGGGCAGGAUGCACAACAAUUGAAUUCAAUGAGAUCAACCUGUUGACUCUAGUCUGGACCAAGAGAGAGGAAGGAAGGAGAAGUUUGAAAAGCAGUAGUUGUGGAAAGGGACACAACAGACAACAUGAGGGUCUUCCCAAUAGCACUUUUGGCCGCCUUAGUCUGAGAAAUUAGGCUUUAAAGAACAGGGAUUACCCACUCACACAUACAUAGUCUCACACACUCAUGCCAUGGAAGAGGACAGCGGUGUCACAUCACACACGGAGGGUCUGAAUGGUUUGUCCCAUGAAUGUAAAGAGACAGAGGAGCUAACCAAUGGCCACUCUAACCACAAACCUGUGAUUAAUGGACUGACUCCAGGUCAUAGUGUCAAAGGGCACGCCAAUGGCAGUUCACUGCUCAAGUCUCUGCCAAUUUCAGCUCUGAAGCAGAAUGGCCUUCUGCAGUCCCUGGCUACAGGAGGAGAACAACCCAAGACUGAAGAGGAGAGUGCGGAGGUGGAGCAGGCUCGAGAGGAGUGGGAGGCUCUAGAGAGUAUCCAACCAGUGGUCAGUGAGGAGUCCAGUCCUACUCCUCUCAUCUCCUUUAAUGAGGCGUUGCAGCACUUCCAGACCACAGACCUUGGCGAGGUGCUGAAGAACAUCCAGCCCACCAUCCGUAGGACGGGUGUGGCCGCUAUCACACACUUCCUGUUCGGCCCGCCGCGAAUUCACAGAGAACUACUGGAGGAGAGGGACCUGGUCUUCGCCAUCGCACAGUGUUCUUUGGAUAACAGUCAGGCUGUACACAUGCGUGUUCUACAGACCAUCUAUAAGAGGCUGACAGGCAGCAAGCAGGACUGUCCUCGGUUCGGCACCCACUGGGAGAAUGUGGGCUUUCAAGGUACGGACCCAGCCACAGACCUGCGUGGUACAGGUUUCCUGGGGCUGAUGCACACCCUGUACCUGGUGAUGGACCCUGAGACUCUGCCUCUAGCCAGAGACAUCUACAAGCUGUCCCAACACCCCACACAGAACUUUCCGUUCUGUGUGAUGUCCAUCAACAUGACCCGUAUCGCCCUGCAUGCACUCAGAGAAGAGGCCCUCUCCAAGGAGUGUAACCGGCGACAGCAGGUAGUGGGGGUGUUGAAUGAGUUCUAUGUUGCCACGUUCCUGCACCUCUACCAGCUUUGGAAGAGCCAGCAGAAGACUAUCUCUGACUCUGGCUUUGUCCUCAAAGAAGUGGAGCUGUUUGCCAAAAAGAACCCCAAGCAGAUGCUGCGUCGGCUUGACGUCUUCCUGAGGGAGAGAAAGUCGGGCGGCGCCCCCCGGGCCUCCCCAGACCCCACGGCCCAGCAACCCUCACCCUGCCUGGGGGAGAGAGGGGCCAGGUCUGAGGGAACCAGGGGCAAGGAGAUGCACUUCACUGGAGUGUGUGAGCUGACCCCAGACAUGGAGGGAGAGGCCAGGCUCAUCUGAGACAUAGGGAGAGAUAGACUGAGAGUGAGAAGGACUAUGUGAGUACAGCUAGACUAGUCUGAGCUGGAAAGAGAGAGUGUGUGUCUGUUUGUGUGUGUGUGUGAGACAGAAAGAGAAUGAGGACCCCACCAAACCCUGACCCCACUACUUUGUGGUACAUACCCAUUGAUGCUUUAAAGCUGCUCUCAGAUCAUUUUGUAUGGGAUCCCUUUUCUCCCAACAGAAGUACAUGGCGUGGCGGUCAGAUAACACUAAAUCACAGACAUGGGACUGGUGGAUGAAUAGAAGAUGUCAUUAAAGAGGACGAGAGAGUGAAUGAAAUAUUAGCGUUUUCUCUGGGUCUAGUGCAGGGACAGGCAAUUUUACCAUACAAGGACGCACCUGAUUCUUCUACUAAUCAUCCAAUCAUAGUCUUUAAUCAAGGCGUUGAUAAGUCGAAUCAGGUGUGUUUCAGCUUGGCUGGAGCCAAAGCCUGCAGAGUAAGAAUGCCCACCCUUGGUUUAUUGAAUAGCUGCCAAGCCCCAGGGCACCGAUCUGUCUAUACGGCCCUAGUAGAGAUCUGGAAAGCCAUAGUGUGUAUGUCUGUUUUCUACUGUCAGCAGAACCAAGCCUGGGUGUGUUUGUGUGUGCGUGCUGGGUAUGGAGGUAAAGGUCUGUGUUGGCUAUAGGGAGUUGGAACAGUGAGCAAUGUGUUUGUGUGUGUAGUCAGGCUUAUGUGUGUGGUGGGUCUGUGGGCUCUGAUGGUUAUUGUCUCCAUCUCCCAGUGCAGGUUGAAUAGGCCCAGAGCCCCCCUAUUGUAUGGGGGAUAUAUUUUUUAAUAAUUUAAAAACAAUUUUAGUCCUUUCCAAAGGGAUAGCUGUCAUGACAAUAGAUGAGAUUAUACUGUAUAUGAAAUGAUAUUAUAUGGAUAUAGUACUUGAUGGUAUUUAUAAAAGUGAGAGGAACUUAUUAUGCUAAGAAACUCAGGAUGAGGGUUAGAAUUGUUAAGCCCAGUUCAAAUACAUAAUGAGACGCGAAGCAACUGUCUUUAAAGGUGAACUCAGCGAAAUGACAUUGCCACGUGCAGCAACGACUUCAAGAGUUCGCGCUCACCACAGCCACUAUCUGCGCAUGCGCACAGGUUCGCUUCAGGUGUGUGGCUGCCACAGGACCAAAACAACAGAGAAAUUGAGCCUCAUUGCGUCAAGUUGUUGCGGAAAUUUACCCACUAUGCUGUUUACUUUCUGCAUCUACGUCAUACCGCUGAGUCUACCUUUAAGGAGUUUUAGAACUAAGUUUGUUUGAUAUGAACGAUGUCGUUUUAGAACGUCUCAGGUCGUCGGCUGCAGUUUCCAAGAUUCUAAGUUACAUGUCAAAGCUUUAGACAAAAAUCAGAGAAAAGUGCGCUAACGUUCUGUGUUCAGACAAUUAGCUAGUUUUGUUGCUGCACGUAGCUAGCAUUGCUUGCUGAUACAGUAUUUAUCUGACAAUUCAUAAAGUGUACCCUGUUUCUGGUGCAUGUAUUUUAGGACACUCGUUUGCUACAAGUGGCAACUUCGUUUCAAAGUUUCAUCACGUCAUUAUAAAGAGGCACUGUUACUGUGGAAAAGGUGUCAACUGCGCUUCUCGUCUUGAUCUGAUUGUCCCUUUCGUCAGCUGUUGUGCAACGUUCUAAAAUUAGCUACUUGUUAUCUCGUCUCAUGUCGGCUGUUGUAUCUGAACUGGGAUUUAGCCUUCGUCUCAAAUAUAAUGUUUUAGUAGUCCCUAUAUAAUGUUCUGCUUUCGAUCAUAUGCCCUGUGUUUCUCUGGUCAAAAGUAGUGUAUUACAUAAUAAAAAAUGGUUUCAUUUUGAGAUGAGCAUUUAGACAGGUCAGUCAAGCCAACAGUUGACUAGCCAUGGAGUAGCAGAGUGUGUUUGGUGGGCUGGUUUAGUCAGACUAGUGAUUGAAGUCUGCUGGAAGCUUUCUACCUACAUUCCGUUAUAGAGCAUCCAACUGGAGUUGUUUGACCAGUGCAAUCGUCUGUGGGUUAUCUGGCUAAAUGGAUAGUGCACACAAAUUACACGUUUAGCUAAUCUCAUGGAUAUCUAGAAUGAGCUAAAGGUUAGGGUGUCCGUAGACGACGUGGUAUUGUUAUGAUGAGAAACAUUUGGGAGGAUUUACUCCUUUUAAAUGAUACGCUGAUAGCGAUGAUAACAGUGAAGGGUGUCUCUAAGAAGGUGUACCGUAUGCAAUCCCAAUUCUGUCAUGGAUAAUCAGUAAUAAUAGUGUUGUAUGAUGAGGGAAAUCCUUCCUUAUUUCAGGGUGUGUGUGCUUGUGUUUGUGGGGAAUGGUACAGUAUGGCAGGGGAGCAUAGCUCUGCAGUCUCAAUCAGUAGCAUGUUCAGGUAGCACUAGUACUGUAGCAUCCGAUAGCAUCCUUGUUGUUUUACCUUCCUUGUAGAAUUUGUUGCUCUUGGUCAUGUCUCAUUUACAGUCUUUAGUGUCAGUGAGUGUUCAAGCUGUUACUAUAGGACAUUCACCCCCCCCCCCCUUCUACAAGA